Messenger RNA from Meloidogyne enterolobii, 1060 nucleotides. The record is from the annotation of a GenBank genome assembly. Lineage: Eukaryota; Metazoa; Nematoda; Chromadorea; Rhabditida; Meloidogynidae.
UUUUGUUGCUGUUGCGCAAUUUUGGGGGAGAGAGUAGAGUUGGAAGGUUGAAGAUUUAGUGAAUUUGUUGAGAAUUUGUGAGGGGGAGGGGAGGUUUGGCAAGAAAUUGAAAAAAAUUUUGACCUUUAGUGUGGUACAAAGAAAAACAAGCCGAAGGAAAUUAGUGUUUUUUGGUUUGGUUAAAUGACGGAUGUUUUUUAUAAUUAUACCGUGUUUAUCUAUCUCACCCUGAAAUAGAGCUACAAUUUGGAGGAUAGUUGAAAAAUAGAGCCCAUGGAGCUCUAUUAUUUUUGGGCAAAUCCUCAUCACGGCAAGCAGAUUUGAAAGCUCUAGAUUAUAUUAAUUGGGUAUUAGUUUUGGGUUUUGACUUAUGGCGUUUCCUUUGGCGCCUAAAUGAAAAUUAUUAUUGGGAGUAAUAAUUUAAUGGAAUUUUCCGCUGUUGUUGUUUAUUGCCUUUUUGUGGGCACUAAAAUAAAAUUAUUAUUACGAGAAGAGUUAUUCAAGACAGGAUUUUAUGGGGGAUUUGUGUUUGUUGCUUUGAUUUUCUUUUUAUUUUUAAUUUUCUUAACCAAAAUAAAUAUAAAUUUAGGUUAAAUAUUUUAUUUAUUCUUUUCCGUUAAAAGUUAAAAUGGGGGAAAAAUAAUUUAAUUAAAAAUAAAAAUAUAUUUGCAUAAAAAUAAAAGACAACAAAAAUAUUUUUGGUAAAUUAAGGAAGGGGGGAUUGACAAAAAGAUUAUGAAAAAUAAGGGUAAGUGAUGAUGAAUGAAUGAUAAAUAAAGGGGGGGGGGAAUUUUAUAAAAUGUCAUUCGUCAUCCGGAAUAAAAGGGCAAGAAACAAUAUUUUAUAGGGGCCGGUGAGCGCCAAAACCCGAAACAAAAAAUUGGAAAUAUAGUAGUUAGUCUGUGGAUUUUUAUUGGAAUAAGGUACAAAAAUUAUCCUGGUAAAUGAACUAGCCUUGUCUGAAAUGUGGCUAGAAAGACAUAAAUGGUUGUGAUAAAAAAUGGAAUGAAAGUGGGCAGUUGGAGGGAAGCAGGGUGGGCUUAAAUGAUUUAUUUCAAUA